Doryrhamphus excisus (bluestripe pipefish) is the source of this 4098-nucleotide messenger RNA. RefSeq names its product FYVE, RhoGEF and PH domain-containing protein 6-like. NCBI's taxonomy places the organism in Eukaryota, Metazoa, Chordata, Actinopteri, Syngnathiformes, Syngnathidae. Gene Ontology annotation, molecular function: metal ion binding; guanyl-nucleotide exchange factor activity. The record is from RefSeq and is a predicted model, not a curated record. Gene Ontology annotation, cellular component: cytoplasm.
CUGUCAUUACAAGCAGGAAGCUGAGCGGUGUACAAAUCAGUGAAGCUAGGAGCCAUAGAAGUGGAGAGGCUCAGCCAGCCGACGACAGCUUCCAUUUGAUUGUUGCACCUUUCUUAUUUUUUACCUCCGCUUAAAAAAACCUUUGCUGGCUUAUGAAGAAUAUUCGGACAUGACGGAUUUUACUGUUCUUUGCUUUCCUAAAUAUUGACGGACUGAAGCGGUUACAGUGAUGAAGUCAGGCAUGCACAAGCCACCUCUGGCCCCUAAACCCAAGCUAGCACAACUCCAGAAGGCUGAGCUGUCUCCCUCCACCCCCAGUAAAGAUGCCCUUUUGCACCAAUCUCUCGGUCUGCCUAGGAAGAUAAAGCCGAAGCUGGCCCCCAAGCCCAGCUUCUCCAAACUCGAGUCUAAAUCCGUCCCUCUGAAGGUUCAACCACCUGUCGCCGAAACCCAGCGGAUCCUUGGUCUCCUUAACACCCAAAAUGGAAUACAGCACGAGAACAAGAAGCCAAACUGGGAUUAUAUUAUACCUAUUUGUCUUUGUAGCCAGAAAAACUGCAUGUGUAUCAGGAACAGUCACAUGGAUAAAACAGAGAAGGACUUGGAAAUCGAUAAAAAGACAAACUCCACUGAAAUAAAGACGAACAAUGUAAAAACCAGAGAAACCAAUGUAUCUUUUGCUAAUGGCCACUUGCCACAUCAUAAACCUCCUCAACAGACUGCACCCACUUUGGGCGAGAAUCUCAACAAAAACAUCUCCAGUCCUCAGUUGAAAAUCCGGUCUUCCCCGUGGAGCAAUGAUGUGAAUGGUAAUGUUGGUGAGCACGGGCAGGAUCCACAGGAAAAUGAGAAAAACCCCAGGAAGCCCUUCCCUGUCCCGAUGCCACGGAAACCCAAGAGCACCUUUCUUGUCCACCAGGAAAAUUUGGAGGCGACAAGGGAGGAGAACCAGGAAGGAAGGACCGUGGAAGACUUGAAAGUGUCCUUUGAAGGGAAGGCCAGUGCAUCCUCUCCAAGGCUUGUCUCGCGGCCUGUCCCUCCACUCAGGAAGAAGCAUGAUCUCACAGGACUUGAGAAGGCACCAAGUCCUGCUCUGUCAAUGCUCCAGAACAAUGUAGAAGAAGAAGACCUGGGCUGGGACAUUGUCCAUGAUAUGGAGUUAUCUGUCGACAAGGAGGAUGAUGAUGUGGAGGAGAGAGAAGGAAGUUUUACUGGACAGGAGGCUGCCAAAAAAGACCAGGUGGAUGCUUCUCGUUCCAACAGUCGUCUAGAGAAUCAGGAGAAGGUGAUCAAGGUACCUCCGAAGAAGGUGCAGAGGAACAACAGCCCGAUGGCUUGGAUGAAAAGGACUGAAUCACCUGAUGAGAUGAAAUUGGGAAUAAACGGACUUUGGCCUCCUGAAAAGACGACCAGAACCUCGGUCAAGCAGAGACCCAGGUCCUUUUCAGGUACAGACCGCGUCCGUUCUGAAGGACAGCGGAGGAACUCUUUCAGGAAGCUGCUGGAUCUGAAACUCUCCGUCAUGAUGCUGCCCAAGCUUAUCAGCAAUAAAGGAUCCCAGACGCCGCCAGAGUCAUCCACCAAUGGCCAGGACAAAACCCAUCAUCUUCACGCUUUCAGUGCUGAACGUAUCAGAAUGGAGCAAAGCGUGGACGGAGACGCAUUCUGCUCCAUCAGCGAGCAAGAUGUCAACUAUGAGAACAUUGGCCUCUAUGAGGAGAUACCAGACUAUGAGAACAUCUACUUCGGCGGCUCGGAGGGUUCUAAUGUGGCUUGGCAGAGUUAUAUGUACAGUGAUGAAGGCAUUUACGAAGAACCAGAGGUGUAUUUGGAUAAAAACGCUGAAUAUGACAGAAGCUCUGCAGAGGUGGAUGAUAUCGUCUCAGAUGAUGACUUAAUGCCUCUUUCAUCGGAUGAAGAGGAGGACGGGGAAGAUGACAGCUCCCUCUCAAGUAAAGACGACCCUGAGCAGCAGGAGGAAAGUGUGAACGGCCCCAAAAAGACCAAGAUCCAUCACAUUGCCACUGAAAUUAUGACCUCUGAGAAAGUGUUUGUGGAUGUCCUAAAGCUGCUCCAUGUUGACUUUCGUGAGGCUGUAGCCAGAGCUUCUCUUCAAAGUGGCAAACCUGUGAUUGAGGAUCGUCAGCUCAACCAGAUCCUGUACUAUCUCCCUCAGCUCUAUGAGCUCAACCAGGACCUGCUGCAAGAACUGCAGAACAGACUGGCAAUGUGGGAUGAAAACGAGCAGGUGGCGGACAUCUUCCUAAAGAAAGGUCCCUAUUUAAAGAUGUACUCCACAUAUAUCCGUGAGUUUGACAAGAAUGUGGCCCUUCUGGAAGAGCAGAGCAAGAAGAAUCCAGCAUUCGGUGCCGUCGUACGUGAAUUUGAGGCCAGUCCACGUUGUGCCAACUUAGCUUUGAAGCACUAUCUUCUAAAGCCCAUUCAAAGGAUUCCACAGUACCAACUCCUGCUCAGAGACUAUUUAAAACACCUGUCCAAAGAUUCAGCUGAUUACAAGGAUACACAAGCUGCGCUUGCUAUUGUUAAAGAAGUAGCGAACCAUGCUAAUGACAUCAUGAAACAAGGGGAUAACUUCCAAAAGCUGAUUCAAGUGCAGUGCAGCUUGAAUGGCCAUCACGAAAUAGUCCAGCCAGGAAGGAUAUUCCUGAAGGAAGGUACCCUUAACAAGCUGUCCAGGAAAAUCAUGCAGCCCAGAAUGUUCUUCCUGUUUAAUGAUACACUGCUGUACACCACUCCCGUUCAGUCCGGCCAGUACAAGUUUAACAACAUGCUGUCUCUGGCUGGGAUGAAGGUCAGUAAGCCGAGCCAAGAGGCCUACCAGAACGAGUUGACCAUCGAGAGUGUGGAGCGAUCUUUCAUACUCUCUGCAAGUUCUGCAUCAGAGCGAGACGAAUGGCUUGAGGCCAUUUCCACAGCAAUCAAUGAGUACACCAAGAAGAAGAUCACUUUCAUAUCUGGAAAGACGUCAGACGAGGUACAGCUAAGCGAUGCUGGUGAUGGUGGUCCUUUAGGCUCCAAAGCUCCCAUAUGGAUCCCAGACCCACGUGCCACCAUGUGCAUGAUCUGUACCUGUGAGUUUACUCUGACGUGGAGGCGACACCACUGUCGAGCCUGUGGAAAGGUGGUGUGCCAGUCAUGUUCCUCCAACAAGCACUGUCUUGUGUACCUCAAGAACCAGCUGGCAAGAGUUUGUGACCAGUGUUACCUUGUACUGCAGGAGCAAAAAAGUGAACAAGCCCUCUCGGCAGCAGCAUCACCUGGUAACAAAGCCUCCUUUGCGUUCUCUCGCAAACAUAAGAAGAUACCAGCAGCCCUCAAAGAGGUGUCAGCCAGCACGGGCAACUCCUCCAUGAGUGGCUAUUUGCAAAGAUUCAAGGGCAAAAGGAAGCAGGGGAAGAGGUUGUGGUUUGUGGUUAAAGAUAAGGUUCUGUACACCUACGCUGCAAGUGAGGAUGUUGCUGCAUUGGAGAGUCAACCUCUUUUAGGGUUUGUCGUAAAAGUGGACUCAUCUCAACAGUUACAGUUCAAGCUUUACCACAAAAACACUCUGUACUACAACUUUAAAGCAGAUGAUGCCCAGACGGCACAGAGGUGGAUCGACACAUUCACAGAAUCAGCAGUGCUUUAGUAUUGGACGUGUGACAUUUCAACUUUGACCUCUUACCUCAGUGCUUCAAGUUUCCCCACCAUAUUUGUCAUGUUAGAGUUGAAUUAUUUUAAUGGUGCCCCUUCCCAUUUACUGAAAUUGUUUUUAAAAUGUAUGCAUGUAGUAUCAUCUACAUCUUUUAGUCAGUUGUAUAGACAUUAGUGUUUUUAUAGUCUAUUUUCUUGAUAAUUUUGUAGCACUAUUUGUGAUUUAGUUUUUAUCAACCUCCCUUUUCACUUGAUCAAACUUUCACCUUAAAUUAUUAUUUUUGUAAUAAUUUUUUUAGUAGAUAAAACGGGUGUCAAAUGGUGUUUUUUUCAUGGUCUGCACUUAGUUCACGACAAAUGUAUAUAGUUUCAAGCCCACCGUGUGUUGUGUAAAUGAUGAUUAUCACAAAGAACGUGUCAUUAAAUAAAAUGUGCAUGAAAUCA